UGAAUCAACCAACAGUUUCAGUCAGUAGCAAUGCGAUCCCGUCGGCUAGUCAUCCUGUCAAUUUUGUUAUUUCUCAUUGGAGUUGUCAGCGCUAGAACAGCGUCUGGAAGAGGAUGUACUCAUUCAAUGCAAUGUGGUAGAGGAUUCUUCUGUCAAGAAGGCGCUUGUAGGAAAGAUUCGUGUUCCAAUGAUUUACAAUGUGACGAGGGUGAAGAGUGUCGCCCUGGCAAUGUUAACGGACGACAGAAAUCCGGAUGCUUCAAGUCACUUGUCCCGAAAUCGGCAUUGGGAGGAACAUCGGAAGAUUUUUGUCCAGGAGGAGGUGCACUUGUCCUCUCUCCUACUGGAACUCUGACAAUCUGCGAUUUGACUGAAGACUGCCCAUCAACUCACAUCUGUAAUCCAGUGCAUGGAGUUUGUUGUACAAAACUACCAACCUGUCCAAAAACUAAGAAAACCAUGGUUAACUUCAUAACUGGCAAACCUAUUAUGUGCCAAUUCAAACAAGGAAGAGUAAUGCCAUGCCCUGAGAAUGGUUUCUGUGAGACUACAACUGGAUUCUGCUGCGUCCCAGGUGUAGAUGUUGAGCCCCCAGUCGUCGUUACCCGUGCACCAGCAAUCAUUGAAAAUGAACGUCCGUGGCGAGGACAAGUGUGCUCUCCACAAUCUGGAUGUUCUGGUGGAGCAGCUUGUAUCUGUGGAGCCCGUGGAAAUUGUAUGUGUGAGUGUGCCACAGACUUUGGAUACACACUUGCUUCCGAUGGAAAAACUUGUCAAAGAGUUAGAAGACGUCUGAAAGAAAAGUGUAAGACUGAUAUGGAAUGCUCUGCUGCAUUUUCAGAAUGCUCUUCAGGAGGAUGUAGAUGUAAGAGAGGUUUCAAGAGAAAUGGUGAUGGAGGUUGUGAACCCCUUGAGUACCGAUGUGUCAACAAAGCAGCUCCCCUAAAACGAGAUGAAAAGCUUAUCACAUGCUCUCUCAAAAACUCUCUUCUUUCGAGUGUCUCCACCAGUUUCAGAAGCCUGAAAAAGUCAGAAAAUGGAAGUGAUAUUAACGAUGCCGAAUUUGAACGUCUAAUGAAAGGAAUUCAAAAUGGAACUCUUUUGGAUUUUGGAAAUGAAAGAGAUGAUUGUCCAGAUGAGCAUUAUUGUGUUCCUGUGUUCGAUGAUGCAAGUAAACCCGGUUAUUAUAAGGGAUUUUGUUGUCCGUCUCCAUCCGAAAUUCGCCCAACAUGCCCUGUGGGAGAACCACAUGAAUCGUCAUAUCCUCCAGACUAUGGAUGUAACAAAUGUCCCGUAGAUUAUUACUGUCAUAGGGAUUCUGUAGCCACCGAGAAAUCUAUUUGCUGUCCAAAGCCUUGUGUUUCACUCGAAGACAUCUACCACGAAGGCCAGUGCUUUUCAAUGGCGUACUAUGGAGACAGCUGUCACAUUUCGUCGCAAUGCGUCUACUCAAAGAGUCCCGACGCCGCCGAAGAGUACGCUGAAGUUGCAAAAAUGGAAUGUGCCAGAAGUAUUUGUUCGUGUCCAGCAGGUUUCAGUUAUGCUGACGGACAGUGCAAAAGAAUUAUGUGCUCAAUUGGCCUAAGAGGAGAACCAUCAGUAGACAAGUCAGGGCAAUUAAUUCGUUGUGAGAGAUCCAGUGAUUGUAGUAUGGGUCAUAUGUGUGAUCCAAAUACCCAUGUUUGCUGCAAGGGAACUAACAGAUGUCCAAAGGAUUAUGUUGAGACCGGAGAGCAAUGCACAGAUGACAAUUGUCGUGGAAUAAACCAAAUCUGUCACCGAACCAAAAAUGGCAAAGCCAAAAUCUGUUGCACUUAUGAUGAUGUGACAAUGUCUGCCAUGCGGGAUGCCCUGAAUUCAACAACAAUGAAUCUGUAAACUACAUUCGCUUUGUAAAAUCCCUUCUCUAUAUUGUUCACCCCUCGUUUUCCAACUCUUCUUGUUUGUACAUUUUGGACGUGCUUCCCUUUUCUUUUUCCUCUUUUCACCAGUAGCCACCAACACCACCACCUCUUUAAUAAAUCCUUACAUGACUCUC
This is a messenger RNA of Caenorhabditis elegans, 2038 nucleotides long. Its product is annotated as EB domain-containing protein. The transcript has 7 exons. NCBI's taxonomy places the organism in Eukaryota, Metazoa, Nematoda, Chromadorea, Rhabditida, Rhabditidae. Bases 31 to 1878 code for a protein of 615 amino acids. The record is from RefSeq and is marked reviewed.